Acomys russatus (golden spiny mouse) is the source of this 945-nucleotide messenger RNA. Its product is annotated as olfactory receptor 145-like. Gene Ontology annotation, cellular component: membrane. NCBI's taxonomy places the organism in Eukaryota, Metazoa, Chordata, Mammalia, Rodentia, Muridae. Gene Ontology annotation, molecular function: G protein-coupled receptor activity; odorant binding; olfactory receptor activity. The transcript has a single exon. The record is from RefSeq and is a predicted model, not a curated record. Gene Ontology annotation, biological process: sensory perception of smell; G protein-coupled receptor signaling pathway.
AUGAUCUAAAAGAUGGCCUUGGAAAAUAAUUCUUCUGUGAAGGAGUUCAUCCUGCUGGGCUUGACACAGCAGCCAGAGCUCCAGCUGCCUCUCUUCUUCCUCUUCUUGGGAAUCUAUGUGGUCUCCAUGGUGGGGAACAUGGGCUUGAUUGUUCUGAUAGUUCUGAACCCUCACCUGCAUACCCCCAUGUACUACUUUCUCUUCAACCUAUCCUUUAUUGAUUUUUGCUACUCCUCUGUCAUAACUCCCAAAAUGCUGGUGAGUUUUGUGAAACAGAACAUCAUCUCUCAUGCUGAGUGCAUGACUCAGCUCUUUUUCUUUGCCUUCUUUGUGAUUGAUGAAUGCUGUAUUUUGACAGCAAUGGCCUAUGACAGAUAUGUGGCCAUAUGCAAGCCCCUACUUUAUAAAGUCACUAUGUCCUAUCAGGUCUGCUUCAUGAUGACAGUGAGUGUGUACACCAUGGGGUUUGUGGGUGCCAUGGCCCACACAGUGUGCAUGCUGAAACUCACCUUCUGUGAUGGCAAUAUCAUCAAUCACUACAUGUGUGACAUACCCCCACUCCUGAAGCUUUCCUGCACAAGCACCUCUAUCAACGAGCUGGUGGUUUUCAUUGUUGUAGGUGUCAAUGUGAUAGGACCUGCUUUGAUCAUCUUCACUUCUUACACUUUGAUCAUUUCCAACAUUUCCCAUAUCCGUUCCACAGAGGGCAGGUCCAAGGCUUUUAGUACCUGUGGCUCUCACAUAAUAGCUGUUUCUAUAUUCUUUGGAGCCUCUGCAUUCAUGUAUCUUAAACCUUCUCCCAUUGGUUCUGUGGGUGAAGAUAAAGUAUCCACUGUUUUCUACACCAUUGUGGGCCCAAUGCUGAACCCUUUCAUCUACAGCUUGAGGAACAAGGAUGUCCACAUUGCACUGAGUAAGACUUUGAAGAAAAGCAUGCUUAUAUAG